AGUCAAUAUAGGUAAAAGCCACUGACUGCGUUUAGGUUCACACAAAUACUGCCACUGCUCUCAACCUCUCCAGCAUCUUUAUUCUUCCUUCCGCCAUGGAUACUAUUCUCAGAUCUCUUCUCUCCCUACUCUUUUUCUCAAUCCUCCGAAUUUCAGUAGAGGUCUCAGGUACAACAAUGAAGCUGUAUAAUAAGUGCAGCCACUCGGUGUGGCCUGGCAUUCAGCCCAGCGCCGGCAAGCCGGUCCUUGCCCGGGGCGGCUUCAGGCUGCCGCCGGGAAAGGCGUAUGAGCUCCGUUUGCCCGCUGGGUGGUCGGGCCGUGUGUGGGGACGCCACGGCUGCGCCUUCGACGCCGCCGGACGCGGCCGCUGCGCCACCGGUGACUGCGGCGGGGCCCUCUCCUGCAACGGCGUCGGCGGGACCCCUCCCGCCACGCUGGCCGAGAUAACACUCGGGAACGGGAACGAGCAGGAUUUCUAUGACGUCAGCCUCGUCGACGGCUACAAUCUCGCUAUUUCCAUUACGGCAUUCCGUGGCUCAGGCAAAUGUAGCUAUGCAGGGUGCGUGAGUGACCUGAACCAGAUGUGCCCAGUGGGGCUUCAGGUGCGCUCCCACGACAAAAAACGAGUGGUGGCGUGCAAAAGCGCAUGCUCAGCUUUCAAGUCCCCACGCUACUGCUGCACGGAAACUUUUGCUAAUGCCCAGUCGUGCAAGCCCACGGCCUAUUCGCGCAUUUUCAAGGUGGCCUGCCCCAAAGCAUACUCGUACGCCUUUGACGACCCGACCAGCAUUGCCACCUGUACCGGAGGCAGUUACUUGGUCACCUUCUGCCCUCAUCAUUAGGCCUGCAUUUCAUUUUGUUGUUGUGUUUUGUUGAUUUUAGGUUUUAUCUAUGUAUGAGGUUGUAAUAGUUUGGAUGGGUGAAGGUGGAAUAUGGGGUUGGGUUUGGUUGGGGUUCAAUAGUCUAGUAAGUUGCAUUUAAUUUGGUGGUAUUAGAUGUUAAUGUAUCCGCGUGGAUUGUUGGGCCUUUGAGGUAUGUUUGUUUAGAGUACACUUGGAUCUGGAUUUGCCUACCAUGUUUUGAUUUAUGAUAAUUUUGUGUUGUUUUUUUGCCGAUUUGUUCUUUUCACUGUGACACUAGUAUGUAGCCUAUGUAAUGUGAUGUGCAAACGAUCUCGAUUGGGGAAUGACCUUGGA
Molecule: messenger RNA, 1196 nt
Organism: Striga asiatica
Lineage: Eukaryota; Viridiplantae; Streptophyta; Magnoliopsida; Lamiales; Orobanchaceae
Source: the annotation of a GenBank genome assembly